AUGAGAGGGGCCAAUGAGGGCGAUGAUGGUCGGCAUGACGCCAAGCAAGACCUGAGCGCUAGUCAUGCUCCCCUUGAGAUACUCAGAAGUGUGAUCGAGGAUGCGGUCAAGGAGUGGUUGAUUGACCUGCGUGAUAUUGUCGAAAAUUCAUCCAUACUGCGGAUACCAGUGUUUGAACUGUUCAGUGGACGUUGCAGCGCUAGCAAAGCCGACCUUUGCAGCCCAGACAAGGAGAAAACAGAGAAGGACGUGUGGUUUUGGGUAUUGGAGGGACAUGACAACGGUUGUCAGAUUGGGUUCAAUGAUAGACUGACGUUGAAGUGGCUUCAGAAGCUCCUGGGGGAAGUCACAGACUUCUUAAAGCCUUCAGACCAAUCAGGCUGGCGCUUAAGUGUCGGUCUUUUCAGCUUCGAGUGGGCUGAGUUCUGUGAGGGCCUCAACACACUCCGAAGGGUCAAUUGGACAGCCCAGUGCCCGUCGCUGCACAUAGUGCGUCCCAAGGAUCACGGCGACGUUGUGGCCCUAGGACCAGACUGGCCCACAGAAUACCGAGAGCAUGCCGCGAAAAUGAGCAGAUAUCUUCAGACAACACUGUCUCUCAUUAACAAUAGUAAUGGACAACCUAUCGAUCCGCAAGGCGUGAAAUAA
Ilyonectria robusta is the source of this 648-nucleotide messenger RNA. RefSeq lists its product as uncharacterized. The record is from RefSeq and is a predicted model, not a curated record. The transcript has 4 exons. The coding region runs from base 1 to 648 and encodes 215 amino acids. NCBI's taxonomy places the organism in Eukaryota, Fungi, Ascomycota, Sordariomycetes, Hypocreales, Nectriaceae.